CUGCCCCUCGGUCUUUAUCUGCCCCGCGGAGGCCCCCCACCCAGCCCCCCGGUGCGACGCGGAGGAGACGCCACCCCCCCUCCGGGCCCCACGGCACCCGGUCCGGCGGGAGGGUGGAGAGCGCGCGGCCCGCCCCUCAGAUCUUUCUUUCAAUAAUAAAAGCUGCAGAAAUGAAGGUGAGAGGGUAACAACUGUGAAGAAAAACAGAACACAUAAAGGGUCAUCUCUGCUUCAAGAGUGCCUGGUGAGGAAUGCGAUGGGAUCAAUAGCAUGUCUAUGGAGAGCGGCCCUGGGACAAGACUGAGAAAUUUACCAGUAAUGGGGGAUGGACUAGAAACUACACAAAUGUCUACAACACAGGCACAGACCCAACCCCAACAAGGCAGUAUUGUAGGCACUAACCCCCCUCCACCAGAGACCUCCAACCCUAACAAGCCCAAACGACAGACCAACCAACUGCAGUAUCUACUCAAAGUGGUGCUCAAGACACUAUGGAAACACCAGUUUGCGUGGCCUUUCCAUCAUCCUGUGGACGCUGUCAAGCUAAACCUCCCUGAUUAUUAUAAGAUUAUUAAAACUCCUAUGGACAUGGGAACAAUAAGGAAACGUUUGGAGAAUAACUACUACUGGAAUGCUCAAGAAUGUAUCCAGGACUUUAAUACAAUGUUUACAAAUUGUUACAUCUACAAUAAGCCAGGGGAUGACAUAGUCUUAAUGGCAGAAGCUCUAGAAAAGCUUUUUCUGCAGAAAAUCUCUGAAAUGACUGAGGAAGAAACUGAAAUUGUAAUAGUCCAGGCAAAAGGAAGAGGACGUGGGAGGAAGGAAGCAGUUACACCCAAACCAGGAGCAUCUACGGUACAAAACGUAACUCAAGCAUCAUCCCCAGCUCAGACGCAGGCCCCACAACAGAAUCUUCAGUCUGUGCAAACAACUCAUUCCUUUCCUUCUGUGACCCCUGACCUUAUUGUCCAGCCGCCAGUAAUGACCGUGGUGCCUCCUCAACCACCUGCACCUCCUCCCCCUCCUCCCCCACCUUCUGUUCCCUCAACCCCCGCUCCCCAGCCCAUUCAGGCACACCCACCUGUUAUCCCAACAGCUGCACAGCCUGUGAAGACAAAAAAAGGAGUGAAGAGGAAAGCAGACACCACAACGCCAACAACAAUAGAUGCAAUCCAUGAAUCCUCCUCGCUGCCCACUGAACCCAAGUCUGCCAAGAUGGGCCCCCGAAGGGAAAGCAGCCGGCCAGUGAAACCUCCAAAGAAGGAUGUUCCGGACUCUCAGCAGCAUGUGGUAGAAAAGAGUAACAGUAACAAAGUGUCUGAGCAGUUAAAGUAUUGCAGUGGCAUCAUCAAAGAGAUGUUUGCCAAGAAGCAUGCUGCCUACGCAUGGCCCUUCUACAAACCUGUGGACGUGGAAGCACUGGGACUGCAUGAUUAUUGUGAUAUCAUUAAACAUCCCAUGGAUCUGAGCACAAUCAAAGCACAGCAGAGAGGCAAAGGAUUGAAUGAGCCAUGGAGACAGAACUAUCCUCACCUCUGGCUCCUUCAGACAAAAAUUGAGUCUAAACUGGAGAACCGGGAAUACAGAGAUGCUCAGGAAUUUGCAGCAGAUGUCCGAUUGAUGUUUUCCAAUUGUUACAAAUACAACCCUGCUGAUCAUGAGGUGGUAGCUAUGGCACGGAAACUGCAGGAUGUUUUUGAGAUGCGCUUUGCUAAAAUGCCAGAUGAACCUGAAGAACCCAUGAUUCCAGCCUCCUCUCCGGUAGUGGUGCCACCCCCAACCAAGGUGGCCCCCCCUUCGUCCAGCGAUAGCAGCAGUGAUAGCUCCUCCGAUAGCGAUAGCUCAUCAGAUGAUUCUGAGGAAGAACGAGCUCAGCGACUAGCAGAACUCCAGGAACAGCUUAAAGCAGUGCAUGAACAGCUCGCUGCCCUGUCCCAGCCACAGCAGAGCAAACCAAAGAAAAAGGAGAAAGACAAGAAAGAAAAGAAAAAAGAGAAGCACAAAAAGAAGGAAGAAGUAGAGGAGAAUAAGAAAAGUAAAACCAAGGAACCACCACUCAAGAAGGCCAAGAAAAAUAAUAGCAACAGCAGUAACUCAAGUAGUAAGAAGGAGCCUGUGACGGUGAAGAACAGCAAACCCCCUCCUGUCUACGAGUCUGAGGAGGAGGACAAGUGUAAGCCAAUGUCCUAUGAGGAAAAGAGGCAGCUGAGCCUGGACAUUAAUAAACUCCCUGGUGAGAAACUGGGCCGAGUUGUCCAUAUCAUCCAGUCAAGAGAACCCUCGCUUAAAAACUCCAAUCCUGAUGAGAUUGAAAUUGACUUUGAGACAUUAAAGCCAUCCACAUUGCGGGAGUUGGAGAGAUAUGUAACAUCAUGUUUACGGAAGAAGAGGAAACCUCAAGCAGAGAAAGUGGAUGUAAUUGCUGGUUCCUCUAAAAUGAAGGGGUUCUCCUCCUCAGAGUCUGAGAGCACCAGUGAAUCCAGCUCCUCCGACAGUGAAGAUUCAGAAACAGAAAUGGCACCAAAAUUGAAGAAGAAAGGGCACUCUGGGAGAGAGCAAAAAAAGCAUCACCACCACCACCAUCAGCAGGCGCAGCAGCAGCAGCAGAUGCAACCACUGCCUCCGCAGCCUGUCCCUCAACAAGCACCGCCUCCGAUGAAGUCUUCUCCCCCUCCUUUCGUACCUGCACAGGUCCCCAUCAUGGAGCAUCCGCUCCCAGGGAACAUGUUUGACACUAUCACACAUUUCACCCAGCCCAUCAUGCAUCUUCCUCAGCCAGAGAUGCCACCCCAUCUCCCCCAGCAACCUGAGCAUAGCACUCCUCCUCACUUGAACCAACAUGCAGUAGUCUCUCCUCCAGCUUUGCACAACGCUCUGCCUCAGCAGCCAUCGAGACCCAGUAAUCGAGCCGCAGCACUACCCCCUAAGCCUUCGCGUCCUCCAGCAGCGUCACCAGCCAUAAGCCAGCAGCCCAUGCUCCCCCAGCCACCUUUGCCUCAACCUCCCCAGGUCCUCCUGGAGGAUGAGGAGCCUCCCACGCCUCACCACAGCCUGCCUCUGAGCACCAGCCAGAUGCAGCUCUACCUUCAACAGCUGCAGAAAGUGCAGCCGCAGACUCCUCUCCUCCCUUCAGUGAAGGUCCAGUCGCAGCCUCAACCACCCCUUCAGCCUCCUGCUCAUCCCUCAGUACAACAGCAGCAGCAGCAGCAGCAGCAGCAGAGGCCGAUGCACAUGCAGCCCAUGCAAUUCCCUCCUCAUAUCCCUCAGCCUCAGCCACCUCCGCAGCAGCAUCCACUCCCGCAGCCAGCUAAACCUCAGCAAGUCAUCCAGCACCACCCAUCACCACGGCACCAUAAGCCCGACCCCUACGCAACUGGUCACUUGAGGGAAGCGCCUUCCCCUCUCAUGAUGCAUUCCCCACAGAUGCCCCAGUUCCAGGGUCUGGGCCACCAGUCACCACCUCAGCAAAAUAUCCAGCCGAAAAAACAGGAGCUGAGAGCGCCCUCUGUCGUACAAUCCCAGCCCAUGGCGGCAAAGGAAGAGAAGAUGCAUUCACCAGUCAUCCGAAACGAAACAUUCAGCCCCACGUUGCGACAGGAACCUCCCAAGCACCCAGAGAGCAUCAAACCUCCUGCACAUAUCCAGCAAAGAACAGAAAUGAAACCAAUGGAGGGUGGUCGGCCUGUAAUCAGACCCCCUGAGCAGAAUGUGCCGCCACCUGGAGUACAGGACAAAGACAGACAAAAACAGGAACUGAAAACACCCGUCGCCCCUAAAAAGAUCAGGAACAGCCUGGGCACAGCAGGGCAAGCAUCUCCCACCUGUGUCGCUGGGAUGCAGAGGGGACUCCCUGUGCGUGGGAAGGGAGCUCAGUCUCUGUGACCCAUUCAGCCCUACACUUCUGACCACAAAUGGCAGGCACAGAGGUGGUGGUUUGACAAUACGGGAACCAGGAGCUGUAAAGUGAGACUACCAACUCAUUUCAUACAUGCCACCGUGAACAGCUUUCAGAUGGUAAUAUCACCUUCUUCAAGUAAUGGUCCCUAUUUGUGUUCCACUGAGGGGUUAAGCCAUGCGCACCAUGUGCCCAGAGUUGGAGAAUUUGAAAGUAGUGUCUGUUGGUCCUUUCAUGCGCCCUGGAUCACCUUGUGCUUCAUCCAAGGUGUUAAAGGGAGGGGCUGACCAACCGCAUCUCCAGUUCUUCUCACUGCCGCAUGGUUCAGGUCGGAACUUUCAGUGUCCUCCUCUCUGGUGCAUCUUUAAUUAAGAUAGUUGUACAUAGUUUUACCCAGUUUUAUGGUAGUUUUACCAGUUUAUUACAGUUUUUAUUGCAGUUUUAGCAUUUAGAUAAGAUAAGAUGGGGGCUUGUUUUUUCCUUCAUCCAACACACCACCCAGUACCUGUGUGCAGGUACUGGACUAUGCCCAGGAUUCUGGGCUUCAAACUCUGCACCUCCUGCACGUGCUUCUUCUCCAUCAGUGAUGAACCCAAUACUGUCUCUACCGCUUGGGGGAAGCUCACAUCACAUCCAGGUGCAGUAUUUGCCAAUCCUUUCCCAGCCACCCCAAAAAAGACCAGAUCCUCCGCUUCCAAAAGCACCACAUGGAGCUUGCCAUGAGGCCUCAGUCGGAUCCAGGCAGAGAAACUCCCCCUGUGUAUCAGCCUGAAUCAGCGAGGAACGCGCACCUCCCAUUACCACAUCCAAAGCCAGUACCGGCAGAACCACCCCCACAAACCCUGUGGCGGGGUCUAACUGGGAGGUAAGGAAGCAUACCCAUACGCAUGGUACUAAGUCUUCCUCAAAGCCAAAGAAAGUGGACGCUCCUUCCAUGAGUUCGAGCCAUGGGGAUGGAGCUCUCACUAAGUCCCAUAGGCAUGAGAAGAAGUUCCACAAGCAAUGGAAUCUGGUACUUCCAAGCACCUGUCCAACAGUACCAUCAUCACAAACCCUCCACAAGACAUGGAAUCCUCCUGUUCUGGGAAAGUCCAUGCCACCGGCACUGAUACGAGCCCAGGGAAAGGGUGCCUGUGACACCGGGGAGAUGUGGAAUUGUACCUGAACCCCAGGACAUGUUCGCCUUGCCGGACCCAAAGUCACCCCAGCCAGCCAGCCCUUCCACCUUUAGAGAGAGGAUUUCUCCACCUCAGGAUAUGUCCCCAGUACAGGUCCUCUCACCAUCUGCUCCGAUGGUCUACACCCUCCGCUGGUUCUGACGGUACCACUAUUUGAACCAGUCUGCCUUCUCCUCCUCUGAAGAAUCGGAACCAGGAGAGGAACCAGCUAUGUCCUAUCACCCCUACGUGUCUUCACAGAGACUGCUACAUCCAUGGCAGCAUCCACCAUUUCAGUGGUCUCAGAGCCAUUGGUACCGUGGGGGCCACCACAACCUUCCUCAGAUCUGGCCUAUUGGAUAUACUGGGGACCUGGUCCCAAUACCCUCCCCCCUGGAACCAGCCUGGUCCACAGAACAUUUUACCUGCCUCCUGCUUAAAGGCUCCUUCUAGCAGACUCUUAGAUCUGUUGGUAGAGGAGGAACACUUCAGUCUGGUCCCAGCAGUGCUGCAAGAAUUGGUAAGUUUUCCCUCUUCGUCUCCAGAUGAAGCAGUGACUGCAGCAUCCUCUUCACCUCUGGAUGACUUCAGGCAAUUUCAAGGAACUGUUGCAGAGAUUUUCAAGGGAACUCCAGUUUCCGCUGGAAGAAAUCUAGGACCCCGGGACCAGCCACAAUUGCACUUCCUAUUACUGAAGCUAUUCUGGAGCCUGCCAGGACCAUGUGGCACACCUCUCCCACAUGUAUGGCUACCCCAGAGGGGCCAAAAAGCAUUACGUUCUUGCUAAGGGGUCCCCCCCUUUAUUUUUUAUUUUUUACAUUCUCCUCCAAACACCCUAGUUGUCCAGGCAACGACUGCACAAGCCAAGCAACAGCACCUUCAAUCUACGCCUGAUAAGGAGGGCAAACAUUUGGUCCUUUUGGGACGCAAGGUGUUUUCCUUAGCCAGCCUUCAAUUCUGUAUUGUGAACUCUCAGGCAUUACUAGUCAAGUGCGACUUCCUGAAUUACAGCAAGUUCCAGGAAUUUACUGAUAGCCUGCCACAACACGAUUGGGCUCACUUUCAGGCCCUUAUUGAGGAAGGGAAGCUGAUAGCCAGAAUAACCCUCUAGUCGGGGGUAGAUGCAGCAGAUACCUCUUGCAGGGCCAUGGCUACGACCAUAGUUAUGCGUAGAAUGUCUUGGCUCCAUUCCUUUGGUUUCUUCUUCGAGUGCUUGCUCAUGUGUAUUCCAUAGUAGGUGUGC
This is a messenger RNA of Chrysemys picta bellii (western painted turtle), 6295 nucleotides long. The record is from RefSeq and is a predicted model, not a curated record. NCBI's taxonomy places the organism in Eukaryota, Metazoa, Chordata, Testudines, Emydidae.